CGCGGGGCUGGGCUCCCGCUGCUGCUCUGCUGCCUCGGGCCGCUGCUGUGCGGCGCCGCCGCGCCGGGGGUGCCGCCGGUUAAGAAAAGGUGGUGUGAUCUGUUGUGCAAAUGCCCGUGUCUCCAGAUAGCUGUGCAUCACAACCAGAGAGGGGCCCCCAAGCCUUUGCAGUAAGCAGACACUGCUGAGCCAGGCUGCAAAAUUGGAUUCAUUUGUAUGGGCUCGAAGAAGGUUGCAUCCAAGCCAAGAGGCAUCCCUUGGCGAGAGGUGGUGUCCCGUCUCCAGUGCGAUUAGCGAUUUCCCAGCCUACAUCCCUAGCACAGGGGUGUGUGAUGGGGAUCUCUUUGACUGAGUGUCCUUCCCAGAUGUGUAUGUAACUACGGUCAGUAAUUGUGUAAAAAGAAGAACAGGAGUACUUGUGGCACCUUAGAGACUAACAAAUUUAUUAGAGCAUAAGCUUUCGUGGACUACAGCCCACUUCUUCGGAUGCAUAUAGAAUGGAACAUAUAAUGAGGAGAUAUAUAUACACACAUACAGAGAGCAUAAUUGUGUAGUUACUUUGGCUUCACCCAGUAGCUGCAAUGUGCCAUUUGAGUGACUGCCUUAUCUACCCAUGUCAGUCUUUUCCCCCCUCCCCCAUAGUUGUGCUGUGGAUAUGGACAUUGGUACUGCUGGUAAAUUGAUAGGAGAUUUAGCAUGGGUCUGUGGGGAAUUCAAGGCUGAUAGGGCAAGGUUUAUCCUCAGGAGACAGACAGCCUGCCAUACAAUUUCCUUUCUCAAUGCUGCCUCUUUCCUAGGUUGGAGCUUGCCCCUGGUGGGUCAGGAUUAUCUGGAGAUCCUUUCCAGCUGGUACUGCAGCUUUGGAAAGUGCUGCGAGACAGGAGACUGCAGAAUAGCCAACAACAUCACAGGGUUAGAGUUGGACCUGAGCAGGAGGCUACAUGGGCAGCACUUGGCAAAGGACGUCAUUCUGAAAGCAGUGCAAGGCUUCCUGGAGACCCCACAGCCGGAGAAGGCUCUGGCUCUGUCGUUCCAUGGCUGGUCUGGCACUGGGAAAAACUUUGUGGCCCGGAUGAUCGCUGAUCACUUGUACCGAGACGGGCUGAAAAGCGAGUGUGUUAAAGUCUUUAUCUCGCUCUUUCACUUCCCACAUCCCAAAUAUGUGGACUUGUACAAGGUUCAGCUGAAGAAGCAGAUAAGCGAAACAGUGCAGCUCUGUAAACAGUCAUUGUUCAUCUUCGAUGAGGCAGAGAAGCUUCACUCUGGCCUGCUGGAUGCCCUCAAACCCUAUGUGGAUCACUAUGACAGCAUCGAUGAGGUGGAUUACAGGAGAUCCAUUUUCCUAUUCCUCAGUAACAUUGGUGGGAACAUCAUCAGCCAGGUGACCCUGGACUUCUGGCGAGCUGGACGGGCCAGGGAGGAGAUCACCAUGGAAUACUUGGAGCAGCACCUACGCCUGGAGCUGCUUGAGUCCACAGAUGGUGGCUUUGCCCACAGCCACCUCAUUGAAGAGAACCUCAUUGACUUUUUUGUGCCAUUCCUGCCCUUGGAGAAUUGCCAUGUGAAGUUGUGCGUUCGGGAUGCUUUUCUGGCCCGCAGCCUUCCAUACACUGAGGAGGUGCUGGAUGAGGUGGUCAGGAUGAUGGUGUUCAUCCCCGAGGAGAAGCUUUUCUCUGCACAAGGGUGUAAAUCUGUGUCUCAUCGCAUCAACUAUUUCCUACCCUGACCCUGAAUGUGAGGGGGAACUGCACCAGUGACCAGCAUUGCUACUUGCUGCAUAAUGAGACCUGCUCCUCUUGUAUGAGUAGAUGGAAAAUUCACCCACUUGCACAGUGAUGGGAAUUUGAGGUCCCUCAGAAGUUGAAAGAGGCCUCGAAGGGUUGCUCUGAGUGUGACACCUGUGCAGCCUUGAGCUGGUAGAAGGGUGGGCUGGCUGUACCUGUCUUGAAGUUCCAUCUCUUAGCAAGCAGCUCAGAGCAGAAGCAAUGAUUAGCUGUUGCUAAACUAAGAUUUCUGGCUGGCAAAUAGUGGUCUGCUUCACAUUGUAGUGUGAGGGGUCUUGGGAUAGCUGAGUACCUUCAGUGGGAAAGUCUGAAGAGGUCACAGAAGUCACUUCCUUGCAGCCUCUCCCCCCAUGCGUCAUUUCCAGCACCAGCUGUUAGUAAGACAAUGGUGGAGAAAAACCUAAACUUGGCUAUGGAGCAAUUUCCCAUUUGGGGAUUGGUCUCAGAGUGAGAAUGCGUCUCCCAGGAACCUUCUUACCAAGCCAUCUGGUUAACGACGACAGCUGUAGGAGAGGAUGCCCAUCAGCCUGCACAGAUGAUGAUGCACAGCUUGAAUAGAGAUUAGGACUAAGAAUCCCAUCUGCAGCCUCCACCUACUGUGGGCAUUCCAGGUGUAUAACACUGACCUGGUGGUGUCCUUGCUCUUUGGUGACUUCCAUACAAGACUCCAAAUGAGAGGACAAAUAGUUCUUGACAAUUUAAUAUAAAGAUUAAAAAAACUUAUUUUGUUAUCGUGCUGUGAAGAGAUGUUCACUUUAGCCAUGCCACCCCUUUCCCCCACUAGACAGCAAGGUAACAGUGUGUCUGCAAUUCCAAGUCUAUGAAUAUGUCUCCACUACAGCUCAGAACUUCUGUCAGGGAUAGCAUUUGGUGAGAUGAGCCAGCAUCUUCCCCUCACGGAGGCAGCUCUUGCUAUGCACACUCCUCAUGCUCAGUUUCCUCCGUUUGGCUAAAUUACUUCUGCAGCAUUCACUUAAGGGAGCUCCCACUUGCAGCAACUGGGCCUCUUGAUUGCUCUGAUAAAGCAGGAGGACCAGAGUGGCUUGUCUUUGUCCUUGUCUAGAGCAAAGGUUGGAGAGUAGUGGCUGUGAAGGAGAACUCUGCCAUUUGAUUACUAUUUCAUAGACUAGCUAGGAUUUUGCUGUUACACACUCUGGCUUUUGGCCAGAGAUAGUAUUACUACAAGAGGGACUGUUUGCUGUCUGGGGUACCUGCCAAAUGAUUUAAAAAAAAAAAGCAGUCCUAAAAUGUUAACACUAAAUACAGUGGAAUAAGAUGAAUAAUCACUUACUCUAUGAUCUGUAGGUCAAAAAGUGAAGAGGAGGUGGAACAGCAGACACUGAGGACAGAUUUCAGAGUGGUAGCUGUGUUAGUCUGUAUUAGAGACUAACAAAUUUAUUUGGGUAUAAGCUUUUGUGGAUUAAAACCCACUUCAUCAGUGAAAAAUACAGAAAGCAGUAUGAAUAUUACAGCACAUGAAAAGAUGGGAGUUGUCUUACCAAGUCAGGGGUGGAUCAGUGCUAAUGAGGCUAAUUCAAUUAAGGUGGAAGUGGCCUAUUCUCAGUAGUUGAUAAGAAGGGGUGACUAUCAAAGGAGGAGAAUUACUUUUGUAGUGCUAACGAGGCCAAUGCAAUCAACAGGGUCAUCACUCAUUUCCAGCAGUUUUACUGAAGGCAGAGUUCAGCUGCCUGGACGUUGUACUUGUGGAUCUUUGAUCUAUUGUAGGCUUUAAACUGUGCAAAUGGUUACUAGUCAGCCAGUGCCCUCACUUUGGAAAGAGUCUGACCAGGCCCAUUUUGUCUAAUUGCCAUUGAAGUGGAUUUUGAGCUCAUAUUCCCUCCUGGCACAUUGGCUUCUAGUUACUAGUAAAUGACCAUGCAUGGCUAUGGUACUGUGAAGAUAAAUGGGCCACGUGGUUCUUUACUGUUUUUCUUUUGGCAGAGUGAUAAAUAUUUAUUGACUUUGUUAGAGCAGACCAGCUUUCACUGUGUCAAAACAGUAUAGUGCUCUCAUCCUUCCUAGCUACACCUCACCACUACACUUCUGUAAUUAACUGUAAACUAAGUUAUAAGAGUACUUACACCCACUCUACUUGACCAUCUCCAUGCUAGCCAAGGAGUUUACCAUCUAUCACCAGCUCCCUACUUGCUUUCACUUCAGCAUACGCAAGACUUCAAAAAAUAUUAUCCAAAAGAAUAAACCCCAUAAAAACAUCAUAAACCAUUAGUUGGUCAUGCAUUAAGACCAAAAGAAAGCCAGCUCCUCAUCAUCAAAGCUUCCCAUUUUUCUCAUCUAGGUUAAAUUCAGAUGAAAGGGGAAAACGUAAGUGGUUUAGAUUCAGUUGUAGGACAUCAAAAGCUGAGAUGCUCCCUCGUGCUAAAAACAGAUCCCAGGGGAAAAAAAUAAAAGGGGGUUUAGUAACUAGCACAGGAGAGAACUUCAGUUAUAGAAAAGUUUGGAAAAACUGAUGAGACAAAUCCUUGCACUCAGAUUGGGUGAAAGGAAUUUACAUAUUAUACAGUUGAGAAAUAAGCAUGUGUGAUUAUGCAACUCAGGCACAAACAACUACAGUGCCUGGAAGUGUGUAACUACCCAGCAACCCUGCAGUCUAGCUAGAACAAUCCCAUUUCAGUGGGGUUAAUAAAAUAUUGACGUUCUUUGCAAACCUGC
Malaclemys terrapin pileata is the source of this 4454-nucleotide messenger RNA. It is a transcript of the gene TOR3A, whose product is annotated as torsin family 3 member A. Bases 614 to 1726 code for a protein of 370 amino acids. The transcript is spliced from 7 exons. The record is from RefSeq and is a predicted model, not a curated record. Gene Ontology annotation, molecular function: ATP hydrolysis activity; ATP binding. Gene Ontology annotation, cellular component: endoplasmic reticulum lumen; nuclear envelope. Lineage: Eukaryota; Metazoa; Chordata; Testudines; Emydidae.